Molecule: messenger RNA, 6254 nt
Organism: Pelmatolapia mariae (spotted tilapia)
Lineage: Eukaryota; Metazoa; Chordata; Actinopteri; Cichliformes; Cichlidae
Gene: fer1l4
Product: fer-1 like family member 4
Exons: 48
Coding region: 1-6177 (2058 amino acids)
Biological process (GO): plasma membrane organization
Cellular component (GO): membrane
Source: RefSeq, a predicted model, not a curated record
AUGUCCAUCACUGUGAAUCUGAAGAGGAUCUUUAACCUGCCAGGACGAUCUGACAGAAAGGUUGAACUCUGCUUCAGAGAUUUCACCCAUAAAACCAGAGUCCUGCAGUGUGAGAAUGUGGCUAUCUUCAAUGAGCAUUUCCGAUGGCCUCACUACGGUAAAGAGAUCAGUACUGAAGUUUUGACCGUCAGCGUUUACAACUGCAGUAAAUUCUUCUCUAACAGACUACUUGGGAAGCUGAUCAUCAGCCUCCAGCAUGUCGUGACUUCUGGGAGGUUGGUAGUACGGGAACCGCUCACCGAUGCCAGCUACAGCCUGACUGAUAUCUACAUUGAGCUGGAAAUUCGGUUUCAUCCACUUGAAGGAACCGCAGGAACCUGGGAUGGACGGGACUUUCUGAGCAUAGAUGAAGAAAAGGAUGAAUCAACUCUGGUCAUCAGAAAUGAAGGAGCUGAUGACAUUGAAGGGCAGCGGACAAUCGGCCGCCUCGAUCAGUUGGACAGAGAGGCUCGACGCCUGGGGCAGAGUCUGCUUCCGAGGGAUGAGGAAGACGAGGAUGAUGAUGAUGAUGAUUACGAUGAUGACGUGAUGGACAUGGAGGCUUCGAACAUCAUCUUUACUUCUCUGCUGAGUCGUUGCAGGCCGCUGUCUAAAAGUUCUGUUGGAGCGAUGCCCAGAGUCCAGAGUUUCCAGGUAAAUGUGAACAUCCUCGAGGCCCAGAAGCUGGUUGGAGUGAACAUCAACCCUGCAGUUUUCAUCAGCGUAGGAAACCAGAAAAGACACACAGCAACGCAGAAAUCCACCAACUGUCCGUUCUACAACGAGAACUUCCAGUUUGACUUUCAGGAGGCUCCACAGACUUUCCUUGAUAAAGUCAUAGAGAUAAAGGUGUUCCACAGGCGGACUUUGGCCUUCCUGUUGACCCACAUUGGAACCUUCAAGAUUGACAUAUCUACCGUGUACAACCAGCCGGACCACCGCUUCUACCAGAAGUGGGCUCCUCUCACUGAUCCUGCAGAUACAAGGUCAGGGAUCAAAGGUUAUGUCAAGGCCAGCCUCAAUGUGCUAAUGAAGGGGGAUACUCUGAGCAUGCCCAGUCUGCCACCGUCCUCCUCGUCUGGAGCCACCGAAGACAUUGAAAAGAACUUGCUGCUUCCUCGUGGUAUGCCUUCUGAGCGCCCCUGGGCUCGGUUCCGUGUCCGGAUCUACAGGGCCGAGGGUUUGCCCACCAUGGAGGCGGGGCUAAUGGCCUUUGUGUCUGUCACUGACAGGACUGUAUUCAUUGACCCCUAUGUGAAGGUGACCUUCGCUGGCCAACAGGGGGAAACAUCUGUCGCCACUGCCACCAACUGUCCAGUUUGGAACGAGGAGAUCUCCUUCAUUGAACAGUUUCCUCCUCUGGCUCAGCGAAUCAAAGUUCAGAUUCUCGAUGACUCUAAGAUGGGCGACAUCGCUUUGGCAACUCACUUUCUUGACUUGCAGCAGAUCUCUGACCCCACCAGGAAUGGAUUUAACCCCACCUUUGGCCCAAGCUGGGUUAACCUUUAUGGAUCUCCUCAGAACUCCACCCUUGGAGAUGUCCACCAGGCUUUGAAUGAGGGUCUGGGUGAAGGACUCUUCUACCGUGGCCGAAUCCUCCUCGCUCUCUCCAUGGAAGUCUAUUCUUCCCCCUCAGCUAUCGCUACAGACACAGGCUCUGCUGCCUUGGGAAAGGUGAAAGGAGCCCUGAGUAAGCUGGGAUCGAGGAAGAAAAGGAGCAGUAAAAAAGAUAAGAAGGAAGCAGCGUCUCAGGCUGCUAGUGGACCUGAUGAGUCAGGGGAGGCGAGUGUUGAGGUACCAGAGGCUGCGACUGUGGAUGUCGAGGAGAUCCACCCUCUCCCAGAGGGUCUCCUGGGACAGAAGGAGGAGUUUCUGCUGUUUGCAUCUCUGUUUGAAGUCACAAUGAUGGAACCAUCUGUAGGAACCAAACCAAUAACCUUUGAACUCUCCAUAGGGAAUUAUGGGAAAGCAGUACAGGUUAGGAAGUCAAAGAAGAAGCAGAGCAAGGAGGAUCUGAGAAGGAGCAGGGAAGAGCUGAGGAGCAGCAGAGAGGAUCUGAGCGAGGAGACUCGGAAUCUGCUGGAUUCAGAGGACGAGCUGGACCGAGAGGAGGUUCAAAGUCCUGAACCUGAGAACAGAUCUGUGUCUGCUGCCAUGAGGCCCCAACCCACCGAGUACAGCAGGUCUUUCCAGUGUCUCCAACUUCAUCCCCCAUUAGUGAAAUCGAAGCCUUGUUUGUUUGUCUGGAGUCAGUUUGAAGACCACAGCUUUCGUCUCUAUCAGGCUAACUGGCUGAGCAAGAUGGCAGACAGGCUGGAGAUUGGUCUUGAUGAGGUGGAAAAACUUUUGAGGAGGCCGAGGAGUAAAGCGAAGCAGCGACUGGACGAGGUGCUGCUGGAGCUCGUGGUCUCCUGCAAACAGUUCAGUGCUUUCUCUGAAAAGAGAUCUCAGUCGCGUCCCAACAACCUCGAUAAAUGCAGAAGGAACUUCAUCAAGAAGAAUUUGAUCCUGCUGGCCAGGCAAGCAGUCAGGGCCAGGCGAAGGAUUACAAGACGGACUGCCAAACAGCGGCUAAUGGAGAGCAAGAGACUCCUCAAGAAGCUCCGCCUACUGGCUGUAGAGCCCCAGAGUACCAUCCCAGAUGCUUUCAUAUGGCUACUGAGUGGAAAUAAGCGACUAGCUUACGUCAGGAUCCCGGCCUACUCCAUCCUGUUCUCAUUGGUGGAGGAGCAGAGAGGGCGGGACUGUGGCAAAGUCAGCACUCUUUACAUGAAGUCUCCGGGAGGUCCAGCAAGUGAGAUCUUUGUGAAACUUGAGGUCUACCUGUGGCUUGGUCUUACCAAGUACAGCAAAGAGGUCAUCAGUUGCCUGCCUGAGGACUUUGUGCCAGUUUAUGCGGAGGACAUAGGAGAGGGGGAGGAGCAGAGGGGGCUUGUUGAUACGGGUGGAAGGAGGAAGCUUCCUCUUGGACUGUCCUGCCAAGACCGCAGGUACUACCAGCUACGAUGUCACCUGUACCAGGGGCGUGGCUUGAUGGCUGCAGAUGAUGAUGGCCUGUCAGACCCCUUUGCCAGGGUGGUCUUCACCACUCACUGCCAGGUCACAAGGAUGUUGCCAGACACACUCUCUCCUGCCUGGUGUGAGUGCUUGGUGUUCGACAGAGUCCUCCUUGAGGGAACGAGAGAGGAUCUCCAACAGGAUCCACCCCUCAUCAUCAUCAACAUCUACGACUAUGAUGCUGUGGGUGGUCCGAAGCCUUUGGGUCGAGCUUUUGCUGAGCCUGAGUUUAAAACCGUGGAGCAGUUGUAUGAAAAGCCCCGCCUCCGUUUCUUUGAUGUUAACAUGGGGAGGGUCUCCGCUGGAGAGCUGCUGGCUGCCUUUGAACUCAUCGAGUUGGACUACUCUGGGUUUGGAGAGCCCACUCUCCCCAGCCACGUGGACCCGCAGGAACUGAACUACGAUGAAGAGCACAAUUUUUACCUGAUCCCUGAAGGAGUGCGACCUGUGCUGAAGACUUUCAGGAUUGAGGUGCUGUUCUGGGGUCUGCGGGACCUGAAGCGAGUGCACCUCUUUGAGGUGGAGCACCCUCAGGUGAAGAUCGAGUGUGCAGGACGACAACUGGAGUCUGAGGAGAUUGAAAGCUACAAGACUAACCCAAACUUCAAAGAGGUGGUCCACUACAUGGAUGUGGAGCUGCCGGAGGAGUCGUACCUGCAUCCUCCUCUCACAGUGUUUGUGGUAGAGCAUCGAGCGUUUGGCCACCUUGCUCUGGUCGGGUCCCAUGUGGUUCAGAACCUCAUGGACUACGGCCCGCGUGAGGUUGCUGGGGAGCCAGAGGAGGAAGAGGAGCCCAAGCCAAAGGCGAAGAAGAGUUCAAUGAAGAUGGACCCUCUGAUGUCAGUGAGGAGUAUGGGACUCAGCAACCUUUCAGUCAAACAGUCCAAGAUUCCCAUAAACCCCUUAAAGCUGGUUAAUGCACCCCUGAAAAAAAUUAGAAAUAAGGAGGAGGAGCUAGAGGAGGAGGUGCCUGAGAAGGAGGAGUUAGACUGGUGGUCGAAAUACUACGCCUCACUGGAGGAGCUCGAGAAGCAGGCUGCUGAGAUUCUGGAGAUGGAGGAACAAGCCGAAACCGAGGGAGUAAAUCUAACCAUGGCGAACAUUGAAGAGGAAGAGGAGGAAGCCGUGCUUGUGGAGGCUGAGCCUCCCAAACGCAAAAAGAUUGCAACACUAAAGCUGUAUGGAGGCGAUCUGGAGUCAGAAUUCAGUCAAUUUCAGGACUGGCUGCGGGUUUUCCCUGUGUAUAAAGGUCGAGCAAGCGGUGAGGAUGAUGAGGAGGAUGAAGAGGCGAGGCUGAUGGGAAAAUACAAGGGUUCCUUCCUGGUUUAUCCGAUUGAACCAGAAGACACUGAAGACACCAGCUGUCAGAUCAUCAAAGGAAUCCCCAGAAACUCACCAGUUAAAGUCUUAGUCCGAGUCUACAUUGUCAAGGCCACCAGCCUGGCUCCCACAGACCCAAAUGGUAAAGCAGACCCUUACCUCGUGAUCCAAGUGGGAGAGCAGAAUAUGGACACCAAAGAUCGAUAUAUCCCCAAACAGCUCAAUCCAAUAUUUGGAGAGGUAUUUGAACUCACAGUGUCUUUCCCGGUGGAGACAGAGCUGGUUAUCACAGUCAUGGACCACGAUCUUGUGGGGGCCGAUGACCGUAUCGGAGAGACACGGAUUGACUUGGAGAACCGGUUCUACAGCAGCCACAGAGCCUCCUGCGGUCUCGCUCUUUACUACGACACUGAUGGUUACAAUAUGUGGCGGGAUGCAAAGAAGCCGUCGACUAUCUUAAAUGAGCUCUGCAGGAAGUACGGCAUCCCGUCUCCUGAGUACAGGCCAUCUGAAGUCAAAGUCCUCAACAAGAUCUUCAAAGUACCACCAGACGCGAUACCUGAAGACCUGCUGAAGAAGAACCAGCGGUCUCCAGAGGAGGAGGCAGAGAUACAGGAGCAUGCAGCCCUGAGUGUGCUGCACCGCUGGGGUGAAAUGAACGAAUUCAUUGCUGGAGUUGUUCCUCUGGUACCUGAGCACGUGGAAAUCCGGUCUCUGAUGAACCAGGACAAUCCUGGACUGCCACAGGGCUAUCUUCAUAUGUGGGUGGACAUGUUUCCCACUGACAUCCCAGCUCCGCCCCCCAUUGACAUAAAGCCCCGCCUACCUGAACAAUACGAGCUGCGUGUGAUCAUCUGGAACACUGAUGAUGUGUUUCUGGAUGACGUGAACCCGUUCACAGGCGACCCGUCCUCUGACAUCUAUGUGAAAGGCUGGAUAAAAGGACUGGAAGGAGACAAGCAGGAGACUGAUGUUCACUUCAACUCUCUGACUGGAGAAGGAAACUUUAACUGGAGAUUUGUUUUCCGCUUUGACUACCUUCCUACUGAGAAAGAGGUGGUGUACAAGAAGAAAGAGUCCAUCUUCUCUCUGGAGGAGUCAGAGUUUCGUCAGCCGGCUGUUCUGGCUCUGCAGGUCUGGGACUACGAUCGCAUCGCUGCCAAUGACUUCCUGGGUGCAAUAGAGUUGCGCCUCAGCGACAUGGUGCGACCGGCAAAGUCAUCCGGUAAGUGUACGAUUUCGAUGGCAAAGGAUCGGGCCAGCCCUCGAUUCUCGAUCUUUCGUGCCAAGAAGAUGAAGGGCUGGUGGCCCCUGACUCGUCCAAAGACUGCAGAGGACUUUGAGAGGGAGGAGAAGGAGAAGGAGGAAGCCAAAAAGAAGGGACGCAAAAAGAAAAAGAAGAACAAAGACAAGAGGAGCAAGUUGAGAGAGGAGGACAUCCAGUACACUGACAGCAUGGGCAACACUUUCCUGUUAAUGGGAAAAGUGGAGGCGGAGCUUCAGCUGGUGACAUUGGAGCAGGCGGAGGCCAACCCUGUGGGUCGGGCACGCAAGGAGCCAGAGCCUCUGGACAAACCAAAUCGUCCCACCACCAGCUUCGCCUGGUUCGUCAACCCGAUGAAGACCUUCGUCUUCCUCAUCUGGAAGAAAUACAAGAAGUAUAUCAUUGCUCUGGUUAUCAUCACCAUCCUCACGCUUUUCAUCGUCCUCAUAGUCUACACAAUGCCACAGCAAAUCAGCUCUCUCAUCAUCAAGGGGUAAAGAAAUGGAUGGCUGGUUGUUGACCUGACCUGGCCCAGCGUCCUUUUUAUUCCUCGCUUUUGUGUACCUAAUCUGUA